AUGGAGCAGGCAUGCGAACGAUGCGCCGCCGCCGUGCCUGUCACUCUGUACAACUUACCAGGCAGCCCACCCUGUGGCUUUGUGCGCUGCAUCGCCAAGCACAUAGGUGUCGAACUCAAUGUCAGGAACGUAGACUUGGCACACAAGGAACACCUCGGCGAGGAUUACCUUAAGAUAAACCCUCUACACAAGGUCCCCACCAUUGACGACUAUGGAUUCAUCGUUUGCGAAAGACGACCGAGGAUAUAUUACCGUGGCUUUUCAUUUGUGCAGCGCGCUCGCUUCAUUUUCAAGAAAAGGUCCAGUGCUGAAGAAGAGACCGCUUUCGAAGAAAAUGUCGUCAAAGGCCUCCAGCAGUUAAAGAGAGAUGGCCAGUAUGCUAUCGGCGACAAGCUCACCGUUGCCGAUCUAUCCAUCGUCUCCCAUCUCACACUAGCUCUUGAGAUUGUCAUUUAG
Messenger RNA from Rhipicephalus sanguineus (brown dog tick), 456 nucleotides. Its product is annotated as glutathione S-transferase 1-like. The coding region runs from base 1 to 456 and encodes 151 amino acids. Gene Ontology annotation, molecular function: glutathione transferase activity. Gene Ontology annotation, biological process: glutathione metabolic process. Lineage: Eukaryota; Metazoa; Arthropoda; Arachnida; Ixodida; Ixodidae. The transcript has 5 exons. The record is from RefSeq and is a predicted model, not a curated record.